Molecule: messenger RNA, 5402 nt
Organism: Acanthopagrus latus (yellowfin seabream)
Lineage: Eukaryota; Metazoa; Chordata; Actinopteri; Spariformes; Sparidae
Product: G-protein coupled receptor 22-like
Exons: 3
Coding region: 1565-2881 (438 amino acids)
Biological process (GO): G protein-coupled receptor signaling pathway
Cellular component (GO): membrane
Molecular function (GO): G protein-coupled receptor activity; peptide binding
Source: RefSeq, a predicted model, not a curated record
GAGAGAUACCAGGAGUGUGAUGGUUUGCACUCCUAUCCAGGCAGUUAGGGAGGGAGGGAGUGCAACAGAGAGUUGGUGAGAUGAUGAGUGUUCGGAAACCGGUCCAUAUGGAUGGAUAAAAGAGAAAAAGGCGACAAAGGGAGAAAAAGAAAAAUCCCAUCAGCAUCCCUGUAAGGACUAAUCUCUGUGGACUCAGGAGGGAAAGAACGUCUGUCAGUUGUGUGACCCUCGUGUGUUCAUCAAUAUUCAAUCCCACUUCUUGGAUUACUGCUGGAGGGGGCAGAAGAUAAACCGGCAGUUUCUAUCAGUCGACCUAGAUUGUUUGUACAGCGUGGUGUGUGGACCAGCACCGGAGCAUCUGUGUUUACCCUGCAUGGUCACUCUGAGAACGAUGUCGGACUGAAGGACGGACGGAUGAUGUUACAUGCAGAUCCUGCUUUCUAAAGUCCAGUUCUUGUCUGGGAUCUUCUUUUUUUUUUUUUUGCAAAAUCUACACGACGGCCUCUUUCUGCCUCAUGAACUCCCUGCCACUACCUCCUGAGGAUGACCUUCCGCUGAAUCGCUGAAUCAACCCCCCUUCCAUUUUCCGUGCACACAUAAACACGAGUGAUCACCAGUGUCACGGCGAUCACACAUGUCACGCGAUUGGACACACGUGCACUGUAAUAAUCUGCUCUGCUCAUGUCAUCCCCCCAGUGAUUGAGGGUUCAGCAUGUUGAGGGGCAAACUGGAGACCUAUGCUCGAUUUACAAGUCAAUGGCGGCUGGAGCCAGGCGUACAGAGACUGAUGAGAGAGGUGGAGAGUGAAGGCCUGUUCCAUUAGUACUCCCAGGGGAGACAUGGGCCUGGACACUGCUCGGACGCAUUGACCCCUCCUGGACAGUUUCUGGACAUUACUAUGGUGUAAACUGGGGAAUCUACCUGACAAACUCUGCCCUCUUGGAGUACAAGCUAAUGGAUGUAACGAUUUUUUGUAUAUACAGAUCUGACAAUACUAUUCUCACUGAAGAAAAAAAAAAAGCAAAAAGCGAGGAUUUGGAUCGUACUACGAGCAGUACAUUCCAGUCCUGCUCAGGGGAAAGAGUCUGUGUUUCUUUGUUUUCUUGGUUGGCUGCGUCUCUCCUGCCUGGGAAUAUCAUGAGAUUAUAAACAGGAGGUGGCUCCGACAUCUUAGCCCUGUUCCACUCAUCCAUCAGCGCUCGCGCCAUCACCAAACAAACAGAGGAAGAAUCUGAGAAACACUGUAGAGAACAUUAGCCUAUAUUCUUUAACAUUCACUGGGUGCAGGUGGCUGAUUCCUUACUUUUCUUGCCAUUGAGGUCAGGGGAAAAAGAAGCUAGCAGCCCGUUGACAGUCCCUGGUGAGACAGACAGGUGCUUUUCUGGCUGUCAGCCUCUCCGGGAAGGAAAGGAAAGGAAAGGCCUCGCUGGGGGUCUCUGCUGGAGCGGAAACACUUUUCUAAAGGCUAUGUUUGGAUGUGAUGUUUGUCUCUGCGGAUGCAACAUGGACUCUAUGGCCUGAUUACACAGCCCUGGAAUUCAGAUAGUGCUGGAGGGAAGGGAUAAUGCAUAUCCUUCCCAGCCCUGAACAAGAAGCCACCAUGAGCAACGUCACGGUCACCGACAACACUGAACCCAUCAGCCGCACCAUGAGUCCGGCAACCCCCAGCCCGUAUCCCUAUCCUGUCAGUUUUCAGGUCUCCCUGACUGGCUUCCUCAUGCUGGAAAUCCUCCUGGGCCUGAGCUCUAACCUCACUGUCCUUGCCCUCUACUGUAUGAAGUCGAACCUCAUUAGUUCUGUCAGUAACAUUGUCACUAUGAACCUCCAUGUUUUGGAUGUGCUAGUCUGUGUGUGCUGCAUCCCCCUCACCAUUGUGGUGGUGCUGCUUUCCCUGGAGGGAGACACCGCUCUCGUCUGCUGCUUCCAUGAAGCCUGUGUCUCCUUCGCUAGUGUCGCCACUGCUGCUAAUGUGCUUGCCAUCACCCUUGAUCGCUACGACAUCUCAGUUAAACCAGCCAACCGGGUGCUGACCAUGGGCCGUGCCCUGGCCCUGCUGGCUGCCAUUUGGGUGCUAUCCUUUAUUAGUUUCCUCGUACCCUUUAUUGAGGUGGGCUUCUUUGCCCAGGGCCAUGCUGACCUGAACCAGACAGCGGUGGAGAAUGUCGUCCACACUAAUCAGUACUACACAGAACUUGGCCUCUAUUACCACUUGCUUGCUCAGAUCCCUAUUUUCUUCUUCACUGCCGUUGUCAUGCUGAUCACCUACUCAAAGAUCCUGCAGGCGCUCAAUAUUCGCAUUGGCACACGUUUCCACGCCUCACAGAAGAAGAAGGCUCGCAGGAAAAAGCGACCAUCCAUGACGGCCAUGACAACGCAGCAAGAGGCCACGGAUGGAUCCCAAAGCAGCGGCAGCCGCAACCCCACAUUGGGUAUGCGGACCUCUGUGUCUGUCAUCAUCGCCCUGCGCAGGGCUGUUAAGCGCCACAGAGAGAGGCGAGAGCGCCAAAAGAGGGUUUUCAGGAUGUCCCUCCUGAUUGUGUCUACCUUUCUGCUGUGCUGGACGCCCAUCACAAUACUCAACACAGUCAUCCUGAGUGUGGGUCCCAGUGACCUAAUGGUCAAGUUGAGACUGGGCUUCCUGGUCAUGGCCUAUGGGACCACUAUCUUUCACCCUCUACUCUAUGCCUUCACAAGGCAGAAGUUCCAGAAAGUCUUGAAAAGCAAGAUGAAGAAGCGAGUGGUGUCGAUCAUUGAGGCGGAUCCUACUCCAAACAAUGCCAUUAUCCACAACUCCUGGAUCGACCCAAAGAGGAACAAAAAGGUGACAUUUGAGGACAAAGAUGCCCGACAGAAAUGCCUGUCUUCUGAGGACGUGGAGUAGAGGAACUCAUUACCUUUAGGAUCAAUUAAAGCAGCUAAAACUGACAUCAGGUCAUGAUGAAAAAGGGAAAAUGUUAAUCCAAAGCAGUAAUGUAAAUAAUAUGUGCAAUAGAAUGUACAAAAACAAAAAGUGGAUAAUUUAUUACUAUUUAUUGAGAAUAAAUGUAGGUUUCAUAGACACACCAUAUACUGUACUGUAGAUAUUGCAUGGCUUUUUGUAAUGGUAGCAACAUACAGUACUUUGUGUACAUACAUAAUAUGUGCACAGCUUAGGGUAAACAAGGUAUAUUUAGAGAGAGAAAGUAGGAAUUGUUAUGUAUAUGUAUAUUUAUAAUAAAUUUUGUGUUCACUCACAUAACGCGGCAAAAGGCGUCCUAUUCUCCCCUCCCCCAAGUGUUUGUGAUUCUGUAACAGCUGUGAGAUUACUCCCAUUCAUCACAAUGCCACUUGCUCUGACAGCAGACCCUGCAAUCCCGAGUGACCACUGACUUUAUUGUCUGUGAGCCCCCUGAGGGAAGGCCCUCGCGCUGAAAUACAACUAUAGGUGUGAGGAUGCACCAAUGACAGACAGGUCAAACACAGAGAGAUGGAAAGGAAGUAGCAAAGCAGUGUAUGUUAUGUUGCCAUAACUAAAAAAGCUAUGGGGGAACUGUUCACGAUCACUGCUCCUACAGUUUAAGAACUCUUACAUUCCACAGACACAACAGGACACCAUGGUUCAUCGCAUCGUUUGACGUAAACCAGAUGUAAUCAAAGCCUAGUCUGCUUCACCUCAACAGUCACGUCUGUGAGCCAAAUGGAAAAUCUACAGCUGUCUUAUUUUGGUAUGAUGAAUUGAGCCUGACUUCACGGUGGGACAGGGACCGUGACGAGGACAGCUUCACACUGAGCACAAUGAAAACAAUAAAUAUUGUUAUAAUUCUCAAAAAACAAGACCAGAAUCCUUAGAUGUUACCUUUUAGAGAGAAGUUAUUAAAUCAAACUAAAGGGAAAGGUGGGGAAUGGGUGUCUGUUUCGAAUAACACCAGCCUAACAACGAGGCUCUACAUUACAAGUAAGAAAAUCCAUAACUGCAAUAAAGAACAACUGCACAAAAUAUUAAAACAUUAUUAAAGCCUAAAAAAACAUCAUUUUUUCAAUUAACAAUAACCCAAUAAAAGAUUCUGUUUACAACACAGAACAACACAUAAUGAAGCUCUUCUUUGCUGCCUGUGCACGUCUACCAAUAGUGCAUGUUCUCCUUUGUUUGUCAAUGAAUGAGACAGUGAAAUUGUAUUUCCCAGGUGGCUGUUACUGGUAGAUUAUAACGCAGCCAGCCUUGAAUGUUCAGCUCAAUAUAUCUACAAACCAAGUUUGCCCUAAAUAAGUUGGAAUAAUUUAUUCACACAGCUGCAGAAGAAGUUCAGCAGUGGGAAUCCGAAAAAGGGAAAAACUGUCAGCUUAUGACACUCAGUCCGCGCUCUAACAGUGAAUCUAGAUUACGAUAUACAUUAGCAUAUAAAGCCAUGCUUAGCUAGCCUGUCGGCUCUCUUCAUUACAAUCCCAGGGUCAAGGAUUAGAUUCUAUCCAAGAUCAGGACAGAUACGGGGAACUCACAUGCAUACAUAAAGGCACACAUACACAAAUGUAUAUGCACACUGUGCUCCGCAGUAUAUCUCAGUAAUGAGCUUAUUACGCCCUUGCUGUCUCAGGUACAGUAGAAAAUUGAAGAGCCCUUUAGAUCCUGGGAGCACAGGGCUGUUGGCUACCAGAGCGAUUACACAACCUCGAUCAGAUGCCUCUCUGACUGCCAGUGUGUGGUUUUGUAGCACAACAGAGAGGACUGAUAUGGGAAUAUUGAUGCAGGCAAGGUUCUUUAUGACCCUGCUGUAAACAGGCAGCGUGCAUGUCACGGUGCCUCGAGGGCAUGUCUGUGAUUGAGAGUGGAGAUGGAAUCACAGCCAGCAACAGAUUAGCCGACGGGGGAGGGAAAAUGACCUACGAGAUGAGAAACUGAGCCACAGGAUAAAUUUAACAAAUAUGUAUAUGAAUCCAACUUUGAGAGGGGAAACUUUAACGGUCAGGAAUCAAUAUACGAAUGUACAGACGUAUUUCUGUUACCGCCAUAGCAAUGAUUCACAACUACCGGCUGUGUUCCAGUCCUGGUGACAGAUAAUUUAGACCUCUGCUCAAAUGUCAGGUACUAUUCCAAACUUCAUCAGUGCUACUGGAAAAAAUCAUUUGUAUCGAUUGCCUUCUAAAAUUACCUCUCAAAGACCAAUACUGAUUACACCCACUACUAUUAUUUUGAGGUCACAGUUUGUUUUCCAUCCUGAGGUGCAGCCACACUGACUAAAGCCAAAAAAAGGUCUCUCAAGCACAACGAACAUAGACUGUUGAUCUGACUGAACUGCCAUUAUUCAGUCCGACAUUCACUUCUUGUUAGUCAUUUUCUGUGUGGGAAGGGAGGAACUUUGCUCUCACUAAUCCAUUUCAGCUGAGACUGAAGCUGUGCAAGUACUAGUGGGGCCACUUAACUUCCA